This is a messenger RNA of Myxocyprinus asiaticus (Chinese sucker), 1272 nucleotides long. RefSeq names its product claudin-3-like. Gene Ontology annotation, cellular component: bicellular tight junction; plasma membrane. The transcript has 2 exons. Gene Ontology annotation, biological process: cell adhesion; bicellular tight junction assembly. Gene Ontology annotation, molecular function: structural molecule activity. Bases 50 to 1183 code for a protein of 377 amino acids. Lineage: Eukaryota; Metazoa; Chordata; Actinopteri; Cypriniformes; Catostomidae. The record is from RefSeq and is a predicted model, not a curated record.
ACCUGCAAAUUCAAUUCUUGAGCACAUUCUACAAGACUGAGUCAUCAGAAUGGCUGCUUUAGGGUUGGAGAUACUAGGAGUCACACUUGCCAUGAUAGGCUGGAUUGUGGGCAUCGUGUCCUGUGCUUUGCCUAUGUGGAAGGUUACAGCUUUCAUCGGGGUGAAUAUUGUAACAGCACAGACCAUAUGGGAAGGAAUCUGGAUGAACUGUGUGGUCCAGAGCACCGGACAGAUGCAAUGUAAAGUCUAUGACUCGAUGCUGGCGCUCAGCUCAGACUUACAGGCAGCUCGGGCUCUCUGUGUGAUCGCCAUUGUGAUGGGCGUGCUCGGGCUCCUGCUCGCCAUGGUUGGGGCCAAGUGCACUAAAUGUGUCGAAGAGGAGCGCAUCAAACCCCGAGUUAUGAUCACCGCCGGGGUCACCUUCAUUUGUGCGGCAGUCAUGCUCUUGAUCCCUGUAUGUUGGUCUGCUCACAGUAUCAUCAGUGACUUCUACAACCCCAUAAUCAUCGAGCCUCAGAAAAGGGAAAUAGAAGUCAUGUCUUUAGGGUUGGAGCUUAUCGGUAUUGUGUUAUGUGUGCUGGGCUGGCUCUUAGCCAUCGUGGCUUGCACUCUGCCCAUGUGGAGGGUCACAGCCUUCAUUGGCUCCAACAUUGUGACGGCUCAGAUCAUCUGGGACGGUUUGUGGAUGUCCUGCGUGGUCCAGAGCACCGGACAGAUGCAGUGCAAAGUCUACGACUCCAUGCUGGCUCUCUCUCAGGAUCUUCAGGCAGCUCGAGCCCUUACUGUCAUCUCCAUCCUUCUCACCAUCCUGGCUGUGCUGGUGUCCAUCGGAGGAGCGAAGUGCACCAACUGUAUCGAGGAUGAGUCUUCCAAAGCGAAAGUCAUGAUUCUAGGUGGAGUGCUUUUCAUUGUGGCAGGGCUGAUGCAGCUCAUUCCUGUGUCCUGGUCUGCCAACAGCAUCAUCAGGGACUUCUACAACCCUUUGCUGCCUGAUGCCCAGAGAAGGGAGCUUGGAGCUGCACUAUACAUCGGCUGGGCAGCAGCUGCACUCUUGAUCAUGGGUGGUUCUUUGCUCUGUUGCUCCUGCCCUCCGCAGGACAAAAAACACAACCCGUCUAGAAUGCUGUACCCGACGUCUCGCUCCACAGCUGGUGGUGGGUAUGACAGAAAAGACUAUGUAUGAAAUAAAAGGAGAACUCUGAAUUCAAAGUUGCAGUGUUCAAUAUGGGGCUUCAUUUUCCAGAAGAGGGAAAACAUGCCACAUAGACUGCA